Symbiodinium sp. CCMP2456 is the source of this 720-nucleotide messenger RNA. NCBI's taxonomy places the organism in Eukaryota, Dinophyceae, Suessiales, Symbiodiniaceae. The record is from the annotation of a GenBank genome assembly.
GAGAUGUUUGUUGUGGCCGUGGAGCAAAAUGUCCCCUUAGCCAUCAACAUGCAGGUCAUUGAGGCCGUCGAUGGGGUGGUGCAGGACUUUUGUGCUGCGCGGCGCCAGCACGAAGGCCGGCAGAUGGGAUAUUUAGACCCGCGGCAGUUUCCUGAGGGGUCGGAUCUGUGGGUCCAGUACCGAGAAAGGGAACACGUGCGGCUGAUGUGGAUGUCGACCAUGGCCAGGGUGUUCGAGAUACGGUUGCUCCACCUGUGGGAGUGCAGGCACGGCGCGGAGGAACGCGAGGCCGCGCGCCAGGCGUCCCUCCGAGCCGCUAUGGAGCUUUUAGCCUUGGAAGACAAAGAGCAAGCCAAGGCGUCCAAGAAGGGCAGCCAGGCUGCACAAGGAACGGCCGAGCAGACAAACGGCACCAAGGAGCGAAGAAAGAGACAAAGACAACGAAAGAAAGAGGCGGCCAAAGCAGCUUCCGCCGAGCUCCUCGCGGCCGAAACGGGCGCGGAAGAGGGCGACCUCGACGAUAUAGACAUGGAGUUCAAACAGCGGGUCUUGGAACACCUCCGCAUCCGUGCUGAGGAGGCCAAGAAAAGCGGGGCCCAACCGCAGACGGAUCGCGGAAACGCCAUCCUCAAGGCCCUCUGUACCAAGCUGAAGGCUCAGUUAGAGUCUGUGGAUCAACAAGACGGCGGUGGCCCCGGGGGCAUGGGCUAUGCGGGCUGA